UUCAUUUUUAUGUAUUUAUUGUUUACUUCAGUUUAUUCAGUAAAUACUUUAACACUUAUUAUUUUCUUAACUGCAUUGUUGGUUAAGGGCUUGUAAGUAAGCAUUUCACUGUAAGGUCUACAUCUGUUGUUUUUGGCGUAUAAUAUUUGAUUUUGUUUGAUUUUAUUAAAAGGUGAGCAGGGCGGGUCUGAUCUAGGACCUGUCUAAGGCAAAACGGCCCAGAGCUUAAGACUGAAACCACUUCCCUUGUCUGUGACGAUCUUUAUCAUUAUUCACGUCAUUCUUAUACAAUCAAGUCACAGUUAUCAGCUUUGGUAUUGAUGUCAGUCAGCAGGCUGUCUGAGUGAUGAGACACAUGGGUAGGCCUACCAACGGAAAUUAUUAUGAAACUCUGGACCACAAGAAAUCCAAUGUUUGUAUCAAAUAUCUGCCUUUGCUCAAUACGUCUAAUAAGUCCAUUUAAUACAGGCCAACAUCACAAAAUCAAUUUUACCUGUUUCAUUUAGUCUCAUUAUGAUAUGAAACAUUUAGGCUAUUUCAGAAGAACAGAAUACCAUAUUUUCAUAUCAUAAGACUAUAAUAUUGGAAUGUUGUAAAGUGCUGCCCUACACUGGCUGGUAGGGACACUCAGGUGAAGCCAUUGAAUUCAAUUCAUUACAAGGAAAUAAAGCUUGUCAACCGGUUUUUAAAAUAUGUAUCGUAUAUUUGAGAAAAACCUCCUGUGCUAUGUAUUGUAUCACAACAGCUGUUCACUUUAUGUCAUUCUGAAAAUUAUUUUCUGAGUCAGCUGGUGAUUGUUGAAACUGGGUUCAAGUUCAAUGUCCAAUUUCACAGAUACAUGCGUAUUAUAUUGAUAGGCAAACAACACUGCUUUUAAGACAAGGAACAACACGUGUUUUAUGUCAAACCAUUUUGGGCAUGUAAAAUGUUAUUAGAAUGUAUUGAAAUCUUACAUUCCCAUGAUGCCCAAAAGAUGGUUCUAGUUUUAGGAGGUUAAAGAAGACUAUUUUAGUAUUUUAUUAAGAUUCUCACCAAGACAGGCAGACAAUCCAGACAGACAAACAGUACAUUAGGCUAUAUAUUGCGCAAGAAGAGUAUCAUCUAUUUUAAGAGAUUUAAGAGAAUGAAGGCAAAUGUAUGCUGCUAAUGAACAACAACUACAUUUAAUUGAUAACUUUUGAAACUAUCAUCUUUGAACUGCCGGAUCUGAAUAGGUGGGUUGAAUGGAUAGCUUUGAUAGUCCAGGAAUCGAAUUAUAAGUCGUUCAUAUGCUUAAUAAUCCAAAUAUUCUGCUUAAAAAGAUCUUGCACUGCUACCCUUAUCACUCAUUCGUCUUAGAGGAGGUCAGAACAAGCUGGAACCUGAAUUUAUCCUCUCCAUAAGUGGAAAUAUAUCCUGGUGCAUGAAGGCUACACCUACAGAUGGGAACCUGAAAUGAGUCCUUCUGGAAGUUCACCGAAUAUGAUGUUUUCGAAAGUCGAGGUCGCAUAACCCUCCCUCACUGAUGCGGUUAUCUCCAAGUUAUCUGGAGAACACAACCACAUCCUGGACAAUGCUCAGAUUCGGAUCUGAAAGGGGAUGAUGAAUGGCCUGAAGGAGAGAAGCCUAGAGACCCCGGAAGAAACCGACCAAGUUGUGUACAAUGGUACACAUGGCUUGCCUGCAUCUAUUUGGUUAGAAAAUACAUGAUUUAAAUAAUAUAGGCCGUUUUUAGCCUUCAGACUUUAUAUAACCAUAUGAACAAAUACAAUAAUCAGCCCAUAUGAACAAAUGAAUUUUAGGCCAUAACUGAAAACAGCUUAUGUAGGCUAUAUAGGCUUUACAAUAUUCUGCCCAUAUUAACGAAUGUAUUUACAAUAUUUACAUCCAUACGGAUUUAAUAAAAAGCAGUAAACAUACAUUGUUUCACAUUGUUUAAUAACAGACUCAUGGACACAAUCACGCAAUAGUAAACAUAAAUAACAUUGUUUCACAUAAUAACAGACGAAUAAACACAAUCAUGCUUUCUUCACAGCUUUCCUCCCGCUUCACAGCUUCCCCGGGAAACUCGACGUAUUGUAGCCUCGGGUGGACAAAAUAGUACUGGAGGAAGAAGUUCGCUUCUGCUGCAGUGUUCGUGAUCAAAUAUAACGCGUUGCGACGGUGCUUCGUAAUAUAGGACUGCUCAGGUACUUCGUUCAACCGUCAAGGGAGUGGUGUAGAAUCAACAGCCAGUAUAUAGCGCUCUAGUGACAGACGGGGGACUCGACUUCAAACUGUUACUGUUUUCCCGGGACUCGAAUCUAUUCAGGGUUAUCAAUUGAGUAACGGUAACUCGCUCUUGAACCGAGAGACCAACGGUAUCUAAUUUAUAUUUUAUGGAGUUCAAGCGAGGAGCAACCCACUAACCAUGCUGCACUCAUAAGCUUUUGGUACCGUCUUUUUUUGCAGAGGAAAGUCUGCCGCUCACUUUCCUUUUUCCAGCGGAGGCAAGAUUCGUAUUUUAUUUAUUUUUUUGGCAGCCUUCCUUCUGCCUCUCUCUUUCCUUUCCCCCGACCGGCUCGCUCCCGUCGCCAACCAACUGACUGGAAGAAAGAAGCAUCUUUGUUUUUACGGAGUAUAUACUUGCCUGCUCGAUCAGCACCAUGAAUUCGGAUAUAAAUGUGUACCUCGGCCGGGAUAAAACGGGCAUCAUGCGGAAGAGAGCCCUGCUUCUCCGGAAAGGGUGUAGUUUUGAGAUUAGUUCGAGCUCUGCCUCGGAGGACUUGGGCUGCAGGCGUGGAGACUUCAGCCGAAAACACUAUGGCUCUGUCGAGCUGCUGAUCUCCAGUGAUGCAGAUGGAGCCAUACAGAGAGCGGGCCGCUUUCGAGUGGAGAAUGGCUCAUCAGAUGAGCCAAUGGACUACACCCCGGGAAUCUGGAGAAGAACCGAUGUCCAUUUGGAGAACCCAGAAUACCACACCAGAUGGUUCUUCAAAUACUUCCUGGGAAAAGUCCACCAGAAUUAUAUUGGUACGGAUGCAGAGAAGAACCCCUUCUACCUGUCUGUGGUUCUGUCUGACCAGAACAACCAACGGGUCCCUCAGUAUAGAGCCAUCCUCUGGAGGAAGACAGGAACUCUGAAGAUCAGUCUGCCAUACAGCCCCACUAAAACACUAUCAGUCAAGUCCAUCUUAAGUGCGAUGAACCUGGACAGGUUUGAGAAGGGCCCGAGGGAGAUUCUCAACCCAGAGAUACAGAAGGACCUACUGGUGUUGGAGGAGCAAGAGGGUUCUGUUAACUUCAAGUUCGGUGUCCUGUAUGCCAAAGAUGGACAGCUCACAGAUGAUGAGAUGUUUAGCAACGAAACAGGAAGUGAGAGCUUUGAUAAGUUCAUCAACCUGCUAGGGGACACAAUCUCUCUGCAGGGCUGGGCGGGUUACCGCGGUGGACUGGAUACCAAAAAUGACACUACAGGAAUGAACUCCAUCUACACAGUGUACCAGGGCCAUGAGCUGAUGUUCCACGUCUCCACCAUGCUACCCUAUUCCAAAGAGAACAAGCAGCAGGUGGAGAGGAAAAGACACAUUGGGAAUGACAUUGUCACCAUAGUGUUCCAGUUCCAGGAGGGGGAGGACACAUCUCCGUCAUUUAAACCCUCCAUGAUCAGAUCACAUUUCACACAUAUCUUUGCAUUAGUUAGAUACAACAGUCAAAACGACAGUUACAGAUUGAAGAUUUUCUCUGAGGAGAGUGUGCCACUGUUCGGACCGCCCCUUCCCUCACCACCAGUGUUUACAGACCACCAAGAAUUCAGGGACUUUUUGUUAGUCAAGCUAAUCAAUGGAGAAAAGGCCACCCUGGAGACGCCCACGUUUGCCCAGAAGCGCCAGCGGACUCUGGACAUGCUGAUCCGUUCCCUCUACCAGGACCUCAUCCCUGACCUCCACAAGGUUCCCUUCUCUCCCCAGAACAUGCUCAACAGACGCUCGUUCAGUGACGUGCUUCCAGAGUCGCCCAAGUCCGCCCGCAAGAAGGAGGAGGCACGACAGGCCGAGUUCGUCAGGAUAGGACAGGCACUAAAGCUCAAGACCAUCGUCAGAGGAGAUGCCCCCACCAGUCUGGUCACUACGGGCCUGUGUAGAAAAGAGCCUUGGGAGUCCCAGUCGUUCUGCAGUACGUUUUCCUAUGAGACAGUGUGUGCUGACUCCUGGGGUCAGUCUCUGUUGGUCGCCACGGAAGCAGCAGGGGUCAUGAUGAUAGAUGCUGUUGAUCCACUUCUUUCAAACCCAGACGCCCAGGUCCUGCCCCCAGUGCAGGUGUUUGAUAAGACCAUGGUGGUGAAGCAGAUGCAUGUUCUAGAGCCUCAGGAUCUCCUCAUCACCAGGACUGACAAAGGGAAGGAUGCGCGUCUCUAUGUGUUCAGACUAAACAUGCUCAAGAGAGGCCUGGAGGAGAGGCAGCUGGUUCGCACCAAGUGUGACAGCCGAGAAAACAAACUGGAGAAGACCAAAGGGUGUCACCUGUACUCUAUCAACACCCACCACGGGUCAGAGUUGAGGAUCGUGGCAGCCAUCAGAAACAAGCUCCUCCUCAUCACCAGGAAACAGCCCCGCCCCGAUGGCAUGGGCACCCUCGCCGCCACAACCGACUCGCCCGUGGACCAGUUCCAAUACAUACGGGAAAUCUGUCUGUGUGAAACUCCGGUGGUGAUGGCUUUGGUGGAUGGUCCUACAGGGGAGAAUGACAACAUGAUCUGUGUGGCCUACAAACACCAGUUUGACCUGAUCAACGAGAGCACAGGGGACGCAUACAGGCUACACCACGUAGACGCCAACCGAGUCAACUUUGUGGCAGCCAUCGAUGUGUACGAGGAUGGGGAGGCUGGUCUUUUGUUGUGUUACAAUUAUAUCUGCUCCUAUAAGAAGGUGUGUCCGUUCAACGGCUCCACCCCCAUGAUCCAGUCCAACGCGUCUGACUUCCACUUCAGCUGGAACCAGAUGCCCAAUGCCAUCGUGUGUGCGUUCCCCUACAUCCUGGCUUUUACCACUGACUCCAUUGAGAUCCGGCUGGUUGUCAACGGUAACCUGGUCUAUACAGCUGUGGUACCAGAGCUGCAGCUGACUGCCUCGAGGUCGGAUAUCUACUUUGUGUCGUCCGCUCCGGUCAACUCGGCUUCCAACUGCAGCUCCCGGGACACCAGUUCCCAGAGUUCGCCACAGACGCCCACAGGCUACGAAAUGCCUGUGUUCCCCUCACCGCUCGGAGACGAUUCUAUACGGAUCCCCUAUGGUACCAAGCUUUCCCUGUACAUGUCUAAGGAUGCCGAAGGUGAGGCACAGUGUAAGCAUAUCUUCAAGAUCCCCCUGAGUAACCUGGUGGGCCGCAGCAUCGAGAGGCCCCUCAAGUCCCCGCUGGUCAACAAGGUGGUAACGGGCUUGACAGCACAGGUCCCUAGCAUGUGUGUGGCCCCCGCGGGGCCCCUCAUGCAGGGGGCUUCACACACCCUGUCACUGUCCCGCAUGGAGAUCAAAGAGAUUGCCAGCCGCACCCGCAAAGAGCUGCUAGGCCUAACCGAGGAGCCGGGCGGUAAGUCCGGCACUGUCAAACAGAGGAAGAUGAGCAAGAAGACCACUGAGGAAGAGCCAAAGGCACGAGCACUGACCUCCACUGGCAGUGACAGGAUGGGCUCAAAGUCUGCCAACACGGACUCAGACGUCCAACGGCACUGCUCGUUCAGCUCGGAUGAUGCGGCGCAAGAGAAAGCAGUGCUUCCAGAGGAGAGCCCGCCAUUGGCCAGCCCCUUCAAUCUCUCCACAUCCUUCGAUGAUGAUGUCCUGGACCUAAAGUGAAGACAAUCCCAUCAUGCACUUCUCCUCCUCAUCCCCCUCUCUUUUCUCCUCCUUCGGUCAUUUUGUUUUGGUUGGGUUUUUUGUUUGUUGAUUUCUUGUUUUUGUUUUGUUAUCUCCUUUGUCUGGGUCUUCAUCCUCAGACAUGGUGGGUAGGAGGAGUAAUUGUGUAAAGUGUGUGUGUGCGUGUUUCAUAAGCAGUCGGUCCCCGCAGUCAGUAUGUGUGUCUGUGUGUUGCACUGCAGCGAGUAACCCAAAGAAAACGAGGUCAUUUGAGGUGGAUUGUUCAGAGUACAGAUGUCAUUAUGCGGCGAAAGGUUUUUCUCUAUAAACGAAAACUGAAUGUAAAUCUACACACACAAGGCACAACAAAUCUACACAAGGCACAACAACAACAAAAAACGUUUUGAAACAGCACCCUCGCGAAGUGGCUACGGCUCACCUUUUAUUGUAUAAUCUGUGAUUAUUUCCAAUUACACUUUCAAAUAUAGUAUAAUAUAUGCAUAUGUAUGUGUACAUCUAUUUAUACAUUAAGAUGCAUACACAUUGACAGACAUGACUACCUUUAUAGAUAUAUUAUAAUAGACAUUUUAUUCACAUAUUUAGUAAAUGUACGAUGUUUUAUGCUCUCCAUGUCUGUCAGUCUUGUUCUAUUUCCUUCCCAACUCUGUGUGCAGGUAUACAGGACUGGACUAGAGGCAGAGUUUCCCACAAGUGCCACAUCCCCACAUCCUCCACUAAACUACAACUCCCAUCAGCCACCAGUCACCUCUCCUCUAAUUGGCUGGUCUCUGACAGUAGCAGUCAUAAUCAUGAUUCCCUCUGUAGAUAACACCCACAGUGACUCUGUGAGCUAGGUUUUAAUACGCAUAUAGUCAAACACACCCAUACCUCUAGGGCCUCUAAAAGCACCUACUGUCCUGUCUCUGGCUAUCUCUAAGAAUCCAUGGGGUCCACGUCCUCACAGAAUAUACUCUCCUAUACACAGAUCGCAACCUUCCCAGACAGUUAGUUUACUGUGGCCCAACACAGUUUAGUCAGGGGCCAAUUGGCCUGUUAGCACAUCGCCUUUACAGUGGGCCUUUAAAGUCUGUCCACUGUUGGGCCGCUAGUGGCAUCGGUUGCCCUCGGCUUAUGUGCUUUAUAGUGGUAUGCAGACUCUUACCCACCAGUUGUUCACUUGUUAGUUGGGUUGGAGAAUUGAUCAUGUGGCCAACUACUUCCAUUUAGGAGUGAUGUAAUGAGGUAACGUAGUCAGUCAUAGGCUACAUCCCAAUAGCACCCUAUUCCCUAUUUAGUGCACUAAUUUAACCAAGGCCCGUAGAGCUCUGGGUAAAAGUACAGUGCACUAUAUAGGGAAGAGGCCGCUAUUUGGGAUGCAGGCAGUGGAUGAGAGACCAGACAAAUGGUAGGUACUGUAGCCUACCUCAGAGUCCUUAUAGGAGCUAUUUGGUAGAAGGAAUUAUCUCCUCUCCAGCUGUUCACUAGGAGCAAGGCAUAACUCACCAAGUGCAAUGGAACAUUACAUGAAACACAAGAGUUAUGAUGCAUGUAGAGCGAGUCGGCUGAAACAGCACAGAGGAAGCCAUAACACUUAACCUCCUCUGGUACCAGAGAUAUAGUAACCAAGCCCAAUGAGUAAUCAAGCCCAAUGAUUAGGGUGAUAUCAGCCUAUCAGUACACAGGUCAGCGGUCAGACAUCAAUCAACCAAUCAAAUGUAUUUAUAAAGCCCUUUUUACAUCAGCAGAUGUCAUAAAGUGCUGUACAGAAACCCAGCCUAAAACCCCAAACAGCAAGCAAUGCAGAUAGAGAAGCACGAUGGCUAGGAAAAACUCCAACAAGUCAGUACCUCAGGAGUAAAUGUCAGUUGGCUUUUCAUAGCCGAGCAUUCGGAGGUCGAGAAUGUAGGUGCAGUAAAGAGAGAGAGAGUCGAAAACAACAGGUCCGGGACAAGGUAGCAUGUCGAAGAUCUCCACCGCAGGAGCCCGAGGGGGUACAAAACCGGACAGGAAGAUCACGUCUGUGACUCGACCCACUCAAGUGACUCAUAUCUAGAGAACCAUGGGAAAUGUAGGGUCAACACUAUGUAGCGUACUUGAGGUAGUCUCACGGUCUCGUGAUGAGGUAGCCCUGCCUGCGACUUCAAAAUCAAUGUCACUCUCGGCCCUAGAGGGAAUUUCCUAUUGGGGUAACGGGCUAAUGUUUAGGACGUUGCUUUCUCCCAUGGAAGACCAGGUUCAGAUCCCACCCUGACAUACCGGAGGAUAUUGUCUUGGCAGUGUCUUAUGCUGCAUCAUCCUGAGUAGUGUUAGGGAUGAAACAUUGGCUAAAGUACCAUUUUGGCUAUGUUGUUAUUACUACUCUACAGGUCAAGGUGAUAUUGCUGAGAAGUACACGUAUUAGGGAAAGUUAUUGGCUAAAGCAUGUGCAUCCGUUCGGCUACGUAGAGAGCCCUCUGGGUGGUCGGCUUGCGACAUGGCACCCCUCUUCUGAUCUUGCAUGAGCCCCCCGCUACCUUUUUAUCUCUCUCCCUCUCUCAUUCUCUUCUGUUACUCUCUGCAAUUGCCUGUCUCAAUGUGGCCUCCUUCAACACUAUUACUCAAAACUGGAGGGAUGAAAAAAGGGAAUAAAUAGGAGUACUAUUAUUGCAAUGGAAUUGUACUUAUUUAUUAUGCUGGUUCUUACCAUGAGUGUAGGUGAAUGGGGGUGGGAUGUCUGGUGGUUUGAAGGUUUCUAAUACAGCUUCUAUCCCUUUGUUCGUUCUCCCUGUUUCUCUCCUUUGUUUUCUUUGGCCCUGUUACGUUCACACCGCCCCGACUCCUUGAUGUUUUCACAGUGGUUUUUGUAUCUAAAUCAAUAUUUACUGUUUAGGCUGUUGCUCAACCUCUCUGUGAUAUGAAAACGGAAGAGAGAAAAAACAAACACCAAGUGUCUUAAAAAUAAUGUAUCGCCAUCGUUUUUAAUGCCAAGUACUACUUGUAAAUGUGUGUGUUUCAAAUGUGGCCUCAAAUGAAACUGAACUAUUAUUAUUAUUAAUAUUAUUAUUUGAAAAAUUGUUUCAAUUAUUUGAACAAGUGCUGUAGACCACUGCUGUGAAAGUAGUAAAUUCUGCUCAUUGAUAUGUAAUAAAUAGUUAUGAAAUUUGAAAACAUUUUGUUUGUAGUCUUCCUAAUAAUGGAAUUGUUAUUUUUGGCACUGUAAUAUAAAAAAUACCUGGAAACCUGAUAUGUACCACACUCUGUAAGGAUCUACCUGCUUCAACAUUGUAGCUGUUUCCUGGAGUCAAAUGGCCAAAUGACCCCUUUAGUGGCCUCAUGGGUGGAAUGUUAAUAUUUUUCCAAAUUAAUAUAAACUUGCAGAGAAUCUGGUGUUUCUAUGUCAAAUGGUUUGUUAUAUUUCAGUCUUCUGUGAUUUAUAUAAAGUGUAAUAUUGGGAUGAAACUCUGA
Messenger RNA from Oncorhynchus kisutch (coho salmon), 9254 nucleotides. Its product is annotated as GTPase-activating Rap/Ran-GAP domain-like protein 3. The coding region runs from base 2625 to 5810 and encodes 1061 amino acids. Gene Ontology annotation, biological process: regulation of small GTPase mediated signal transduction. NCBI's taxonomy places the organism in Eukaryota, Metazoa, Chordata, Actinopteri, Salmoniformes, Salmonidae. The record is from RefSeq and is a predicted model, not a curated record. Gene Ontology annotation, molecular function: GTPase activator activity. The transcript has 31 exons.